Molecule: messenger RNA, 927 nt
Organism: Arabidopsis thaliana (thale cress)
Lineage: Eukaryota; Viridiplantae; Streptophyta; Magnoliopsida; Brassicales; Brassicaceae
Exons: 1
Coding region: 193-768 (191 amino acids)
Source: RefSeq, marked reviewed
UCAAUUAACAUAGAGCUAUCGUUUUCCAAAAGGCUAAUCGUUCUAAACCAAACACCACCCACUCUUAAACAACAUUACCAAAUCAUAUUCAAAAGGGAAUCAUAAGAACACAACAGAAGAUUAUGAUCCACCAUUAGAAAGAAGCUUUUAGCUAUCCCAAAAAAGAAAGAAAGAGAGAUCCAUUCAUUGGUAAUGGCAGAUUCCGACAUAGAGACGAGCAGCAACCAAAAUAGCAAUAGCAACACCAGCCAUUCAACUACUUCAACCACGAGUGUUCAUGUUACGGCUCUCGAUGGGAUUGUAAGUGCUAAUUCUCUCUUCACGGUUGCAGUCUUUGUCGGAAUCUCCUUCGACCAGCCAAGUGACCUCACCCUCACGGACAGAACAGAGUGCAGUGCAGGACGAGACGUGGAACGUGACCUGGUUGUGUUUGAAGUCAUCUCAUUUGCCUUCUUUCUCUUCUCCUCCCUUGUGGCUCAAGGGAUGAAGCUAGCCAUCAACCUUUUGAACAGCAAAGAAACGGACGAAGUGUUUAAAGCGAAUAUCAACAGAGAUGUGCUUCGUUUCGGUGUGGUUGGUGCAGCUGGUGGAUCUAUCUUGGGUUGUGUAUUUCUUCUGUUGUCAAUUGUUGAUGUUAUACAACUCCGUCUGGGGCUUCUCUCUUGCGGCAAUGCUUUGGCGAUUCAUACCGUGCUGGUGCUUGUGGUAUUGGUCUCUUCUGCUCUCAGUGUUUAUAUCUUCACAGUGUUCUACUCUUUCAGGAAAUGAUUGAUAGUUGUAGAGUAACAAAUAGUUGUGAAAUAAGCGAUAUAUAAUAUGUCUACUCGAUAAUGUUUAAAAACAUAAUGCAAACAUAUAUGUAUCGGUUGAUAAGAUUGUUACCGAGAAUGUAAAAGUCUGCGAAACUAGGCCAUUCUCUUGCAAAAC